CGCCAGAACGCACGCGCGGUGCGUGUUCCCGCCUUGUGACUAAGUUGGCGAGUCAGGGAGGAGAUUGAUGAUGUCAUCAUCGUCAGCUCACCCGCUCCAUGGCGGCUCGGCGUCGGGGCACUAGCAGCAGCGGGGCGCCAGCUUCUAUAGCAUCAAAUGAAACUCAAAGAGUUAAUAAUGGCAACACAGCUACAGAAGACCCUCCUGCCAAGAAAACUAGAAGAUGCCAGAGGCAGGAGGUGAAAAAGGAGCCUGUGGCUGGAGGAAAAGCUGAUAAGGGCAAAACAGAAGAUAAGCAAGAGUCUGUGAAGACCUUGCUGUUAAAGGGCAAAGCUCCCGUGGACCCAGAGUGCACCUCCAAGGUGGGGAAGGCCCAUGUUUAUUAUGAAGGGAAUGAUGUGUACGAUGUCAUGCUAAAUCAGACCAAUCUCCAGUUCAACAACAACAAGUACUAUCUGAUUCAGCUAUUGGAAGAUGAUGCCCAGAGAAACUUCAGUGUCUGGAUGAGAUGGGGCCGAGUUGGAAAAAUGGGGCAGCACAAGUUGCUGCCUUGUUCAGGGGACCUCAACAAAGCCAAGGAAUUCUUUCAGAAAAAAUUCCUUGACAAAACAAAAAACAAUUGGGAGGAUCGUGAGAAGUUUGAGAAGGUUCCUGGGAAAUACGAUAUGCUGCAAAUGGACUACACCACCAAUACUCAGAAUGAAGAGGAAACAAAAAAAGAGGAAUCUCUUAAAUCCUCCUUGAAACCAGAAUCACAGCUAGAUCUUUGUGUACAGGAGCUGAUAAAGUUGAUCUGUAAUGUCCAGGCCAUGGAAGAGAUGAUGAUAGAAAUGAAGUAUGAUACAAAGAAAGCUCCACUUGGGAAGCUGACAGUGGCACAAAUCAAGGCAGGUUACCAGUCUCUUCAGAAGAUUGAGGAUUGUAUUAAGGCUGGCCAGCAUGGACGAGCUCUGUUGGAAGCGUGCAAUGAAUUCUACACCAGGAUCCCACAUGACUUCGGACUCCGUACCCCUCCAUUAAUCCGGACAGAGAAAGAACUGUCAGACAAAAUACAACUGCUAGAGGCUUUGGGAGACAUUGAAAUUGCCAUGAAGCUGGUGAAGACCGAGCUGCAAAGCCCAGAACACCCAUUGGACCAACACUAUAGAAAACUGCAUUGUGCCUUGCGCCCUUUAGACCAUGAAAGUUAUGAGUUCAAAGUGAUUUCCCAAUACCUGCAGUCUACCCAUGCUCCCACACACAGUGACUAUACCAUGACUUUGCUGGAUGUUUUUGAAGUAGAGAAGGAGGGUGAGAAAGAAGCCUUCAGAGAGGACUUGCCUAACAGGAUGCUGCUAUGGCACGGUUCCAGGCUGAGUAACUGGGUGGGAAUCCUGAGCCAUGGGCUUCGAAUUGCACCACCUGAGGCUCCCAUCACAGGUUACAUGUUUGGAAAAGGAAUCUACUUUGCUGACAUGUCUUCCAAGAGUGCCAAUUAUUGCUUUGCCUCUCGCCUAAAGGAUACUGGAUUACUGCUCUUAUCAGAGGUAGCUCUUGGUCAGUGUAAUGAGUUACUAGAGGCCAAUCCAGAGGCAGAAGGAUUACUUCAGGGCAAACACAGCACCAAGGGGCUGGGCAAGAUGGCUCCCAAUCCUGCAAGCUCCAUCACCUUGAAUGGGAGUACAGUGCCCUUAGGACCAGCACAUGACACAGGGACUCUGAAUCCAGAGGGUUAUACCCUCAACUACAAUGAAUUUAUCGUCUAUAAUCCCAACCAGGUCCGUAUGCGAUACCUUCUAAAGGUUCGAUUUAAUUUUCUGCAACUCUGGUAAUGUUGAUAUUAAAUAAACCAAAAGAGAUAUGAUCUUCAAGCAAGAAAAUAGUGUUGUACUUUUGAAUUUUCUCAUUUUAUGUAAUAAAAAUAGUACAGAUCUAC
Molecule: messenger RNA, 1915 nt
Organism: Pteropus alecto (black flying fox)
Lineage: Eukaryota; Metazoa; Chordata; Mammalia; Chiroptera; Pteropodidae
Gene: PARP2
Product: poly(ADP-ribose) polymerase 2
Exons: 16
Coding region: 99-1811 (570 amino acids)
Molecular function (GO): NAD+ poly-ADP-ribosyltransferase activity
Source: RefSeq, a predicted model, not a curated record